This is a messenger RNA of Rhopalosiphum padi (bird cherry-oat aphid), 1912 nucleotides long. Its product is annotated as N(4)-(Beta-N-acetylglucosaminyl)-L-asparaginase-like. The transcript is spliced from 6 exons. Gene Ontology annotation, molecular function: N4-(beta-N-acetylglucosaminyl)-L-asparaginase activity. Gene Ontology annotation, biological process: protein deglycosylation. Lineage: Eukaryota; Metazoa; Arthropoda; Insecta; Hemiptera; Aphididae. The record is from RefSeq and is a predicted model, not a curated record. The coding region runs from base 620 to 1708 and encodes 362 amino acids. Gene Ontology annotation, cellular component: lysosome.
GAGAUAAAAAAUAUUAAAAUAAAAUGAUGUAUCUUUAUACGUUUUGGUGUCUAUAUAAAGAACUUCUUUAUAAUUGUGGUUCUAUCUCUAUAGUUUAUAAACUCUACUAUAGUACCGGUUACCGACUACCGUUCGCUCAGUAACGGACUCGUAUUUAAACACGUUUGUUUUAAUGUAGUUUGAUAGUUCAUUAGUUUUAACAGUUUCGGCAUUUUUAUCUAUAGGUACCUCAGCGCUUCAUAUUCAUUAUUCAUAUUUUAAGUAAUUUCCAGAAACUCAACCAUAUAGUUUAUCUUCAGUCUAUACUUUAUAAUAUUAUAUUCUAAGUCUGUGGCAUUCGACAUUAUAGUACACCUAUAAUAGUAUACACAGUCACAGUGGCACCUAUAUUUAGUUUAUACUUUUUGGUCGUUAUUAACUUAUCAGUGAUUUGUUGAUUUUGUGGGCAGCAGCCACAUUCAGUAUUUAGUUUCGUUUCUAAAACUGUUGCAAAGACUUUGAGAACAACUAAAAAGUGAUAACGUGUAUUGCUUCGUUUUGUUAAAUUUCAGAUAUAGAAUUUUUCAAUUUUCAGUAACAUUUUAUUUUUUCUAAGUUGCUAAUAUUAACCAAUACCAUUAUGUCGUUAAAGAGCUGUUUUUAUUAUUUAAUUAAUGUAGUAAUUGGCAUAAUUUUGUCAAUUUUAGCGAUGAUAGCUAUUCGUAUUGCAUAUUGUUAUACUACAAAAAAUAAUUGUUUAAUUUAUAAUACUCCGAUGGUAAUCAAUACGUGGGCGUUUACUGAUGCAACAACAAAAAGUUGGGAAGUGUUAAACAUGACAGGCUCUGCAAUUGAUGCAGUUGUAGCUGGAUGUACAGUUUGUGAACAAGAGCAAUGUGAUGGUACUGUUGGUUAUGGUGGAAGUCCUGAUGAAAAUGGAGAAACUACCUUAGAUGCCCUCAUCAUUGAUGGAUCUACAAUGAAUAUGGGUGCGGUAGGGCAUAUGAAACGUAUCAAAUCAGCCUCUAAAGUUGCAAAGUUUGUGAUGGAAAACACAAAACAUACUCUUCUUGUAGGUGAUGAAGCAACUAAAUUUGCUAUAGAGAUGGGCUUUAAAGAGACUAAUCUUAGCACAAAUGAUUCAAUGAACUUGUGGAAACAAUGGAAAACUAACAAUUGUCAGCCAAACUUUUGGACUAAUGUCAGCCCAGAUCCAAAAAAGUAUUGUGGACCUUACAAAUCAAAUUUGAACACACAAUCAAAACCUGAGUCAAAUCAUAUGGAUACAAAAAAUCAUGAUACUAUUGGAAUUAUUGCAAUUGACCAAGAAGGUAAUAUUGCUGCUGGUACAUCUACAAAUGGUGCCAAAUUCAAAAUACCUGGAAGAGUUGGUGAUUCUCCCAUUCCUGGAUCAGGUGCUUAUGCUAUGAACACAUUUGGUGCUGCUGUAGCAACAGGUGAUGGAGACAUACUAAUGCGUUUUUUACCAAGUUUCCAUGCAGUACAAGCAAUGAAGCAUGGCCAUCUUCCAAAGGAUGCUGCUCAAUUAGCCAUAGAUACGAUUGCCAAUUAUUAUCCUGACUUUAGUGGAGCAGUUAUUGCUGUUAAUAUUUAUGGACAUUAUGGUGCUGCUUGUCAUGGAUUUGACAAAUUUCCUUAUUCUAUUGCAAAUUCUGAACAGAAUAACGUGUCCAUACUUUAUAUCACAUGUACCAAAUCAAAAUCAUGAAAUUAUUACCGUUGGUCAUUUUUGUAUAUCUAUUUUAAAUAUUCUUAGAUAAUGUUUUAAAGGUGCAUUGUACUAUGUUUUAAUCAGUGUAAUAAUUUAAAUAUUCGUGUUUGCCGUUUUUAAUAAUAUUUUAUACUUAUUUUAAAAAUAAAUAUUUUUUUGUACUUGUUAAACUAUAAUUAAUAAUAAUUCACAUAAACACUA